Echinostoma caproni is the source of this 366-nucleotide messenger RNA. NCBI's taxonomy places the organism in Eukaryota, Metazoa, Platyhelminthes, Trematoda, Plagiorchiida, Echinostomatidae. The record is from the annotation of a GenBank genome assembly.
AUGGUGUUCAAUACUCGUGCCCCAAUCGUCGUUGGUGUGCACGUCGAAGCUGGUGUGGUUCGUGAAGGUACUCCUCUAUGUGUGCCCAGUAGAGAGAACAUCAAUCUGGGACGAAUUUUCUCAAUUGAAUUCAAUCACAAACCGGUUCAAGAGGCUCGCACCGGACAAGAAGUAUGCGUUCGAAUUGAUCCAUUAGAUGGUGAAACCCCGAAACUAUACGGCCGACACUUCGAUCACACCGAUUUGAUGGUAUCAAAGAUCAGUCGCGAAAGUAUCGAUAUUAUGAAAGAACACUUCCGCUCCGAUUUGACAAAGGAAGAUUGGAAAUUAAUGCAAGAAUUGAAAAAACUGUUCGACAUAAUUUAG